Molecule: messenger RNA, 2922 nt
Organism: Octodon degus (degu)
Lineage: Eukaryota; Metazoa; Chordata; Mammalia; Rodentia; Octodontidae
Gene: Rtn3
Product: reticulon 3
Exons: 8
Coding region: 157-924 (255 amino acids)
Biological process (GO): neuron differentiation; endoplasmic reticulum tubular network formation; brain development
Cellular component (GO): postsynaptic density; neuron projection
Source: RefSeq, a predicted model, not a curated record
CUUGCUGUGCUUGGCUGAGUCAGUCUGUCGGAGUCUGUCCUCUGAGCAGGCGGAGUGAAGGGGCUUUGCAUAGCCAGCUGACCGAUUAUUGUUUCCCCUCCCUCUCUCCCGCCCCACAUCUCUCUUCACCCCACUCCCGCCCUUGCCUGUGCAGCCAUGGCGGAGUUGUCGGCGGCCACUCAGUCCCCGUCCGUCUCCUCGUCGUCCUCCGGGGCCGAGCCGCCCGCGCCCAGCGGCGGCGGGAGUCCAGGAGCCUGCCCCACCCUGGGGGCGAAGAGCUGCGGUUCCUCGUGUGCGGAUUCCUUUGUUUCUUCCUCUUCCUCUCAGCCUGUAUCUAUAUUUUCGACCUCACAAGUGCACGAUCUGAUUUUCUGGCGAGAUGUGAAGAAGACUGGAUUUGUCUUUGGCACCACAUUGAUCGUGCUGCUUUCCCUGGCAGCUUUCAGUGUCAUCAGUGUGGUUUCUUACCUCAUCCUGGCUCUUCUGUCUGUCACUAUCAGCUUCAGAGUAUACAAGUCUGUCAUCCAAGCUGUGCAGAAGUCCGAAGAAGGCCAUCCAUUCAAAGCCUACUUGGACUUGGACAUCACUCUGUCCUCAGAAGCGUUCCAUAAUUACAUGAAUGCUGCCAUGGUGCAUGUCAACAGGGCUCUGAAGCUCAUCAUCCGUCUCUUUCUGGUGGAAGAUCUGGUGGACUCCUUGAAGUUGGCUGUGUUCAUGUGGCUGAUGACCUACGUCGGUGCCGUUUUUAAUGGAAUCACCCUCCUGAUUCUUGGUGAGCUGCUUGUUUUCAGCGUCCCAAUUGUCUAUGAGAAGUACAAGACCCAGAUUGAUCAUUAUGUUGGCAUUGCCCGGGAUCAGACCAAGUCAAUUGUUGAAAAGAUCCAAGCAAAACUCCCAGGAAUUGCAAAAAAAAAGGCCGAAUAAGCACAUGGAAAUCAGAAAUGCAACAGUUACUAAAACAUCAUUUAAUAGUUAUAAUGUUGUUAUUUGUACCAUGAAGGAACAUGGUCAGUGUCAGCUUGAGCCUGCAUUCCAAGCUUUUUUUAAAAAAAUUGGUGUUUUCUUCCCUCCUUUCUCUUUACCCCCCAGUAUCAAGCACAAGAAAUGUUAGAUUGAAAAAAAGAGCUGAUACUUUAGAGCCCAAAAGAAUAAAGUAAGAAAUUAGUAGACUAAAUAUACCUUAAUGGUGAUGGAGCUUUUACAUAGAAUGAAAGAGGAGAACAAAGGUGAGAACAUGAAUGAUGGAAUACAUCUUUCAGGUCCUUCUAUCCAGUUUUCAAGGACUAGUCUUACGCAGCGCCAUUGUAGUUUCACCUUUAUUUUUAAGUUAAGGAAUAAUUAACUAAUGAAACUAUUUGAGGACAGAAAUGGGAUUCCUUCCCUUGGAUUUAAAGGGGCCCUCCCAUCUUCCUGCCUCACACCACUCCUAAUAUUCUUCUUAUAAGGAUCACUUCAAACUCUGAGUACCUUGUAGGUGAUGGUAGUAACUCCUUUUUCCCAGAAUGCCCUCUGUGAAGGGUGGAAAAAGAAACUGGGAUAGGUGCAAGGAGGGAGUUGGCAGGGCUAGGUGCAGGUACAGGUGGGCUGCCCAGCCUGCUGCUCAUCUUUAGGGCUAGAGGGCUCUGCUGGCUGGGAGAGGGGCGUCCCUGUCAUCCGUUUCUCUUGGAUGCUGGUACUGAGCAUUCAUGGGAGAAUGUACUCUCGAAUGUGCUUCCCCCUCUUUCCUGCCCACCUCACCUUGAGUUUAAUAAAUAUGGUUGUACUCUUAUUAUGAAAUGUCUGUAACUGCUGUACACUGCUGUAAAAUUGUUAGAGAAAAAUAAUCUGCAUGUGUGCUCCCCAGUUAUUGUAAUCUUAUCUCAGUCUGUGGGGGGGAAACAUUGUAAGAGGUAAACGUACAGAAACACAAAAAGCCUUUUUUUCCCUACCACUUCUCAUGUGCUGCAUCUUUAGCAUUUAUUUCUCAUCAGUUCAGCCUAAGGACCAAAAACCUGCUGGCUUGAGAUCAUGUGCAUUUGUGGUUCAUGUGGCAUUUAGUUGCUCCGAGACAACCUUAUAGUGUGUCAUUGUGCAAGUUCUUCCCAUUUUCAUAAAAUGGCUCAGCACCUCUGCAUGGCCCUGGACCUCUGGAGAGUAUUUUCCAGGCAGUUUUAGGUGGAGGUGACUGGGCAAGGCCAGAGUGUGCUGAUGGAUUUUGUAUAGUUUUAGAACAACAGAGCAACUCGUGUUGAUGCCAUGUGGAAUGGGUCUGGGACUAGGUUUCUUUUUGCCCUUCCACUUGGACUUUGGUCAACUCAGUAGUAGUUGGAGUCACAGGAGUUCUCAGGUUCAAGAGUUCUUAACUUGAGGAGUUCUCAGGUUGUAGCUCAUAGUCCUACCCACUCAGAAGGGAUCGUGAGCCAGGACUUUUUAUGUAAAGGCUAUAAUAAAUACUUGACAGCCCCAAAGUACUGCAACACUAUAGAAAGUGAUGGGAAGAAUUUUCUUUCUACUCUUUUUGGAAAGUUACUUAGGAACUUAAAUGAAUAAGAGGUACCCUUGCCUUACUCCAUUUUCUCAGCUUCAUUUCCUUUUCAAUUUAAUAGCUUUUUGUGUAGUCGGAAAGUCACUCUCCAUCACCAUCUUUUGCCCUCGUAGAAGGUGGUGCACUGCUGGACCCCUCCAAAGGACCUCUUUCAGUACUGGAAGCUGCAACACCCUGCUCUUCUCUUUUGUUGCUGCUGUGUUAAGUGGAGAGAUCUUUAUUCCACAAAGGAUUUUUUUUUUUAAGAAAAACCUCUAAACAAAUUACUAAUGAAAUUGUGUGUGCGUGUCUGUGCGUGCAACAUAAAAAUACAGUAGCGCCCAAGGAGCUUGAAUCUUGGUUCCUGUAAACUGCAAAUUGAUGUGGUUAAUUUAAAAAUAAAAAACACAAUGACUGUG